CCGCGAUCCAAGCCCGGCUUAUCCCACAACCACACAGACAUGUGUCUCUCUGUUAAUCCCCCUGUGCCUCUUAACACUGCCUCGACCAGUCUGACUUCACAGAGGACCAGAUCAUGGAGUUCAAGGAGGCCUUCCUUCUGUUCGACCGGACGGGUGAGGGGAAGAUCACCUACAGCCAGUGUGGCGAUGUCAUGCGAGCCCUUGGACAGAACCCUGUUAAUUCUGAGGUGCUCAAGGUCCUGGGAAACCCCAAGUUAGAAGGAACUGGUGCGUAUGGAGGUGAGCAAACACUUCUGGAAGAUGACAAUUUGCACUCAGCAAAUGGACUAUGGUGUGAGAUGAACCACAAGAUGCUGGAUUUUGAACAGUUCUUGCCCAUGCUCCAGGCCAUUGCUAAGAACAAGGACCAGGGGUCCUUUGAGGAUAUCGUCGAGGGUCUGCGUGUGUUUGACAAGGAGGGUAACGGUACAGUGAUGGGGGCAGAGCUGCGCCAUGUUCUCACAACACUAGGUGAAAAAAUGACAGAGGAGGAGGUGGAGACUCUGUUAGCAGGGCAUGAAGAUGCCAAUGGCUGCAUUAACUAUGAAGAACUCGUCCGGAUGGUGAUGAGCGGUUGAGGACCUCAGAAAGACAUUUCCAGCUUUAAUUUUAUUCCUAAAUCAUUUUGUAUUGUUUGUCUCAUCUUGCCCUUCCAUCCAUGUCGUCCUACCUCCAACAAGUCUGAGUUUUCUUUUUCUUUGUUAUCUUUAUUUGAUUUCAGAAGUGCCUUUUCUGUCUAAUGUGAAGAAACCCUUUCAUCUCAUUUUCCAAACAUUAUACGCCUCACAGGUACAAUAGGCAGGAACAUUUCCCUGAUGAUUUCACCUGUUCCAUCUUUGUCAGCCAACUCGUCGGUCUUGUUGUCAACAGCUUUUUGUUCAUUUGGAUGGAUAUGAUAAUGUGACAUGUUACACUGAACACUAUUGAAUAAAAAUCCUGGUU
Molecule: messenger RNA, 981 nt
Organism: Chelmon rostratus (copperband butterflyfish)
Lineage: Eukaryota; Metazoa; Chordata; Actinopteri; Chaetodontiformes; Chaetodontidae
Gene: myl6
Product: myosin, light chain 6, alkali, smooth muscle and non-muscle
Exons: 7
Coding region: 114-617 (167 amino acids)
Cellular component (GO): myosin II complex
Molecular function (GO): structural constituent of muscle; calcium ion binding
Source: RefSeq, a predicted model, not a curated record